This is a messenger RNA of Chaetomium fimeti, 1294 nucleotides long. RefSeq names its product nucleoside phosphorylase domain-containing protein. The transcript has a single exon. The coding region runs from base 122 to 1195 and encodes 357 amino acids. Gene Ontology annotation, biological process: nucleoside metabolic process. Gene Ontology annotation, molecular function: catalytic activity. NCBI's taxonomy places the organism in Eukaryota, Fungi, Ascomycota, Sordariomycetes, Sordariales, Chaetomiaceae. The record is from RefSeq and is a predicted model, not a curated record.
GAGGAUCCCACAAGGCUCCCAGCCUCGAACCCAAGGAUCAUGCAUAUGUGAGCAUGGAGAUCAUACAUAUAAAGCACGCAACCAUGAUGAACCAUCAACACGCACCAUAAACCUCAAAAACAUGUCGGAACUUGAUCCCACACUCUACACCGUCGCGUGGAUCGCGCCCCUCGAGAUCGAAGCCCAAGCCGCGCUGCACAUGUUCGACAACAUACACCCCGGGGGCUUCCGGACGAGCCAAGGCGACGACUACCUCUUCUACGCCGGCGACGUGUGCGGGCACAACGUCGUCCUCGCGACUCUACCCGCGGGGCAGGAGUACGGCACGGGGUCGGCCGCCGCGCUCGCCAGCCAAGUGAAGAAGUGCUUCCCGCACCUGUGGUUCGGCUUGCUCGUUGGCGUCGCCGCCGGCCUUCCCCACCUAUCGUGCUCUCCCCCCCGUGAUAUCCGCCUCGGGGAUAUACUCGUCGCGCUCCCCGAAGGCGGCAGCCCUGCGGUAGUAGCAUAUGACUUGGGCAAGGAGGCCGGGGCAGGCGGUCUCCAGCUCCUGCGCGCCGGCCAUGUGCUGGCGACUACGGAUACUAUCGUUCGGGCGGCGAUCGGAAAGAUCAAAGCUGACCACCCGAACGAGGCGAGGAGGUUCCUCCCAUACUACCAAAGCAUGAAAGAGAAGGGCCAUACAGCCGGCAAUUUCACCGAUCCUGGCCAGGACAGGGACGUUCUAUACGGGGCGGAUGAGCAGCCAAUACAGCGUGAAUGGCGGCCGGAUGCCGGGCGGACCCGGGUGUGGUACGGGCCCAUUGGGUCGGGGGACAAGCUGAUGAGGCACGCCCAGAAGCGGGACGAGCUCCGAGAUAUGUACAACCUCAUCGGGCUCGAGAUGGAGGCGGCCGGGACGAUGAACCACAUCCGGGUCGGGGUCAUCCGGGGCGUUUGCGACUACGGGGACGAGCGCAAGAACAAGGAAUGGCAGCCCUACGCCGCGGCGAUGGCUGCGGCGUACGCGAAGGCCAUCUUGCGCGAGAUAUUCGCUCCCCCGAGCAAGAAUCCCGCGAUGGCCGCCGCACCGGUUGCGUCUGGGCACCAACCCACCCCACAAGAGCCUGCGCGGUUUGUUUUCAACGGCCCGAUCUCCGGUAGGAAUGUACAAACCGGGUUGUCUUUUUCGGGGCCAACGACCUUUAACUUCAAUUAGCUUGGCGAACAUCGAUCCUCUAAGAAUAAGAGCGGCCGGGCACAGUCAUCCCCCGAGGAUGACUGAUAAGCACCCAUGAGCUGCAUGUCUUGUCAGUUG